Messenger RNA from Ostreococcus lucimarinus CCE9901, 2470 nucleotides. RefSeq lists its product with no specific name. The transcript has a single exon. Lineage: Eukaryota; Viridiplantae; Chlorophyta; Mamiellophyceae; Mamiellales; Bathycoccaceae. Bases 659 to 2440 code for a protein of 593 amino acids. Gene Ontology annotation, molecular function: protein binding. The record is from RefSeq and is a predicted model, not a curated record.
CCGGCGCGCGCCGCUGGUUGAUGUCAACGCGCGAGACGUCUUCAAACGCGAGUUCGUGCACGCUCGGCGAUAUCGAUUGGAAGGUGCGUUGAUACAAAUUAUUUGCACAUUUCGCGCGGAUUUCGACGCGCAUCGAGCGCGCGCGCGCGCGUCGCUGGUCUCGAACGUGUCCGCCGACGUGCCGACGCGAAGAACCCUCGCGCGAGGGUCUUUCGUGGACGACGAGACUUGGCGUCGCCGACGGCUCGAACGCGCGCGCGCGACUCGAUGGACAACGUCGUGGAUGAAUGAAUAUUUGUUUCACGACCGCGCCGAGCACAACGCGCGAGAGCGGGCGCAAAGGGCGAUUUCGACGAGUAAUCGACCCAUUUGGACCGUCCACGUGGGCAAAGGAACCAGGUCCAUUCCACAAAAUCGACUCCGAGGACUGACACGUCUACGCUCGUUUACGCGCUCACCAGGUUCAUCGAGUACUGUCGAGCGAUAAAAUCGCAAACAUCGACGAGUCUUUGGUGAGACUUGAACUUCAUCUCGACCAACCUUCGUCUGAAAGUAGACGACAAGUGUCCCUCGAGCUUUCGCGGGAAGAACUCGAGCGCGUCAUUAGCGAGCUUGAUAACGCCAAAAAGGCGCUCGAUCAGCUUAAGGAAAAGUAAACAUGGUCGCCGUCACGAAGAAGAAGAUUCCGGGUCCGACGAGCGAGAUCGCGGCGUUCACGAAGAAGUCGCAACAGCUAAAGUUGGAAGCGGAUGUCUUGUUUGCGAAGGGCAGCCACGGCGAAGCGCUCGCCAAGUAUAACAAGGCGCAGCAACUCGCUCUCAGAGGGAGUGCUGAAUUCGUUGCGAUCGCAACUAAUAAGGCGGCGGUUUACUUGCGAGGAGGUGUCCCAAGUCAGGCUAUCAACGAAUGUGAUGCUGCGCUCGAUGCGCAGCCCACUUACAAACCAGCGUUGCUGCGCCGCGCAACGGCGUACGAGGCGCUGCAGGAGUAUACCAAGGCCAAGACAGAUAUCGAACGUGCCCUCGCGAUCGAUUCGUCCGAUGAUUCUGUGAGAAAUCGAUUGGACAAGGUGAAAUCCUUGGCUGCCAAGGCCGCAAAAGCCAGCCGUCCGGCGGGCAUGGGAGGAGCGGGCGUCGGUAAGCAACCAGCUCAGAAGUACACGAAGGAGCAAAUCGCUGCGUUACGCGCCGAGGUACUUCGUCAACAAGCGGCACAGCAAGCGGCCGAAACGAAAUUCACCUUUGACGUCACGUACGAAGGGGAAGUCAAGAGCAUUCAGCUUCCAGUGUCUCUGAAAUAUUCUGACUUGACGGACUCCAUCAAGAAAGAGUUUGACAUCAAAACGCACGUAGCUGUCAAGUACAAGGACUUCGACAAUGACUUCAUCACCAUCACAUCUCGCAUGGAUUUACGAUCCGCCUUGACGAACUUCGCCGCCAUGGCUGAGCACCGUGCCAAGGAGAGCGGUGAAAAGGCAGAGACAUCGAUCCCAGUCAUUCAAGUCACCGCUUUUGCGUCUAAUACCGAGAUUCUGGAAACGCCCGAGCAAGUACAGCCAGCGCAAUUGCAAGAAAACGAUGAGAUCAACGAAGACGUCAUCGAAAUUGACGAGUGGCUCCUUAGUUUUGCAUCGCUCUUCCGCAAGCGGCUUGGCGACCUGGCGCCCAAGGAAGGCCCUCUUGAGUUGCGUGAAAUCGGACUUGAGAAGUGUUGCGAGGUGCUGGAAGAAACUGUGGGCUUGCCGGAGUCGAAAGCACUCCUCGUCAGUGCAACUGAUAAGUUCCAAGAAGCUGCCGCCACCGCCAUCUUCAACUGGGGUAAUGUGUAUGCGUGCAACUCACGCAGAAUCAUCGAUGCUUGUGGGAGCCAGGAUGACGACGGCGUAAGUGGGAGUGAUGAGGCGCUCAUGGUGGCUGCGAAACUUCACAUGGCUGAGCUAGAUGCAGAUUACGAGGCGUGCUGUGAACGUUUUGCGGCCUCUCUCAAAAUUAAGCCGACGUAUUUUGAAGCUCCCAUCACAUGGGGCCAGCAAGCGUUCGAGCGUGGCAAGUUGUACCACCACUUGUCUAGUCAAGUAAAAGGUGCCGAGGUCAAGAAGGCGGAGGAAACCGCGGACGUAAUGUUUGCCCUCGCCAUCACCAAGUACCAAGAGGCCAUGGAGAUGCUUCCACCCGCUGAGAGAGACGUCGUGCUAACUGAGAAGAGUGAAGAGUCGAAUGGUGUCAAGGCGCAGAUCUUAAUCCUGUGGGGCAACGUGCUCUACGAGCAAUCUCAGGUGAAGCACUCACGAAGCGUUAAGAACUGGAAAGACGACGCAGUAGCCGCGAUUGCCAAGUUCAACGAGGCAGGUUGCGCGAAGGGGGACAUCACGCGGGCCCUCAUGAACCACUCGAGCGGCGAGUGGGAAAGUGAAGAAGCAGCGGCGAAAGCCGCCGAGUAGUUGAGUAGCGGCGAAGCAGCAUUCGCAUUA